This is a messenger RNA of Trichobilharzia szidati, 501 nucleotides long. Lineage: Eukaryota; Metazoa; Platyhelminthes; Trematoda; Strigeidida; Schistosomatidae. The record is from the annotation of a GenBank genome assembly.
AUGACGACUAUUCUAGGCGCAAAUUCAUCAGAAUGGACAGCAUCACCGAUUGUUUGGCAAGAUGUAUUCGAGAAUGGAUUUCGUGAAGACGUUCCUGUCAUUGUUCACUUGUAUAAACCCGGUUGGGAGGAAGUUUUGGAUGAAGUCACAAAAGCAGGAUAUAGAGCUAUAUUGAGUUCAUGUUGGGAUUUGAGUACAGUGGAACCUGGUGAUGACUGGAAGAGAAUCUAUGAAUGUGAUCCUAUUUCAUUUGAAGCCACAGAGGAACAGUUUAGCUUGAUAAUCGGAGGAGAAGCUCUAUUAUGGGGUCAAUACAUUGAUGAUGCAAAUCUCUUCACUGAAACAUGGCCAUUAGCUGCAGCUGUAGCUGAACGUCUAUGGUCUCAAGAACAGUCUGAAACAGAUGAAUUCGCACAACGUUUACAUGAUCUUCGAUGUCAAAUGUUGAGAUGGGGAUGGCCUGCUCAAGUAGUAACUGGACCUGGAUUCUGUUAUCCAUAA